CUACCCUUGUAUAUAUUAAUCAAAACCCUAACCUCCAUUUCUAGGGUUUCAUUCACAGAGGAGCAGGUAAAAGAGUAGCCGCCGUUGAAGAACAGGGCAAUACGAAAUGGCCAGAAUUAAGGUGCAUGAGCUGAGGCAGAAAGCAAAAGCCGAUCUUUUGAAUCAGUUGAAGGAUCUCAAAGCUGAGUUGGCUCUCCUCCGUGUCGCUAAAGUCACCGGCGGCGCUCCCAACAAGCUCUCCAAAAUCAAGGUGGUGAGGUUGUCAAUUGCUCAGGUAUUGACAGUCAUUUCGCAGAAGCAGAAGGCUGCACUCAGGGACGCAUACAAGAAUAAGAAAUUUUUGCCUCUUGAUCUCCGUCCCAAGAAGACCAGAGCUAUCCGUAGGAGGCUUACCAAGCACCAGCUAUCUUUGAAGACAGAACGUGAAAAGAAGCGAGAAAUGUACUUCCCCAUGAGAAAAUAUGCUAUUAAGGUGUAGGGUUGUGCUAUCUUUUAAUUAGGCUGAUAUCCUGUUUUGCAAGUAUAAACGUAUUUGGUUGACAAGUUUUGACUUCUAUUUUAUUCUCCUUGCUUGUGAACUAGAGUUUCCUUUAUUUAAUCAUAUGUUAUCUUGGAA
This is a messenger RNA of Mercurialis annua (annual mercury), 616 nucleotides long. Its product is annotated as 60S ribosomal protein L35. Gene Ontology annotation, biological process: translation; maturation of LSU-rRNA from tricistronic rRNA transcript (SSU-rRNA, 5.8S rRNA, LSU-rRNA). The record is from RefSeq and is a predicted model, not a curated record. Gene Ontology annotation, molecular function: mRNA binding; structural constituent of ribosome. The transcript has 4 exons. Lineage: Eukaryota; Viridiplantae; Streptophyta; Magnoliopsida; Malpighiales; Euphorbiaceae. Bases 107 to 478 code for a protein of 123 amino acids. Gene Ontology annotation, cellular component: ribosome; cytosolic large ribosomal subunit.